CCUUCUGCCCCGUUGGUACCGAUGAGUUUUCGGGCUGUCACAGACGGGUUUGGGGCGACACGCCCGCAGCCACACCAGCCACCCAGCGAGGCGUGGCCGUACCCCCACCGCCGCGCCGCCCGCCCUGCGAUGACGACGGAGGCGGGCGACGAGGGCGUCGGUGACGCCAUCGGGCGGCGUCUGACUGUGCGCGGCGCGGACGGGCCGGGCCGGGUUGGACUGAGGACAGACCAUGGCUCCCGCCGCCGUGCAGCCGCCCGAGGUCCAGUUCGCACAGCGGCUGGCUGCCAACGAGAAGCGCAUCCGGGACCGUGCCCUCAAGAAACUGCGGGGGUACAUCAGCGUCCGGACCCAGCGGCCGGACGGUGGCUUCAGCCAGGAAGAACUGCUAAAAAUAUGGAAGGGCCUGUUCUAUUGUAUGUGGAUGCAGGAUAAACCUCUGUUACAGGAGGAACUUGCAAACAAUAUCUCGCAGCUUAUCCAUGUGAUUCAGAACGUGGAGGCUCGACACCUGUUCAUUCAGACAUUUUGGCAAACUAUGAACCGUGAAUGGAAUGGAAUAGACAACCUGCGCCUUGAUAAGUACUAUAUGCUAAUGCGUAUGAUUUUGAGGCAAUCCUUUGAAGUACUGAAAAGAAAUGAAUGGGAUGAAAGUCUGAUUGAUCUAUUCCUGCAGCUACAAAUUAAAGAAAUUAUGGACCCAGAGAGCAGUGCUCCUGUUGGGAUAAAGUUACAUUUCAUUGAUAUCUAUCUGGAUGAAUUGGCUAAAGUUGGUGCAAAGGAGCUCACAGCAGACCAGAAUCUCAAGUUCAUUGAACCUUUCUGCAAAAUUGCUGCCAAUUCAAAGGAUCGAAGUGUGCUGCAUGCCGUCGCCACUGGUAUCUUUGAGAUCAUUGUGGAUCAGUCCCCCUACGCCAUCGAGGACCUGAUGAAAGAACUGGGCAGCAACAGUGACGAGGAGGAUGCAUCUGAAGAAGACAAAGAGGAAAAUGAAGAGGCAUUGAAAACCAAAGGAGACAGAUGUUUGUCAAGAAAAUCAGUACAGAGCUCUGAAAAAACAGAGGAUGGUUAUGAAAAUUCUGAUGAUGGUAUUGGGACUGUUCUUCAGUUUGAUUAUAAGGCUGUUGCUGACAAACUCUUUGAAUUGGCAAGCAAGAAAAACGCACCUUCCCUUAACAGAAAGCGUCUGUACAAGCUGGUCAAAAAGUUCCAGGACUUAGCAGAAGGAAUCUUCCCCCAAGAUUUUCCCGAAGAUGUUUCUACAGAUGAAGACGAUGAUGAAUUCAGCAGGGGAAGGCGAAAGAAAAAAGCUGUCAAGCCAUGGGAGAAAAACAAGUUGGACAAAGUAAAAGAUUUAGAAGAUGAACAAGAGAUGUCAAGUACAAAGGAGGCACUGGUUCCCCAGAAGAAGAGGAAAAAAAGGAAGAAGAGGGACAGCCUAAGUGCUGAUUCUGGAACAGCUGAUGGAAAUUCUGAGGAGGGAGUAGCUGAAACAUCUGGAUCUAAUGUUUUUAGCCAGGGAAAGGUGCCAGAAAAUAACAAGGAAAGGAAGAAAAAGAAAUUGCUAUUAAAUGAGGCAAAUGAGACCACAAAUGCAGCAACUGACACCAGGGAAAAUCACAGUAUCUCUGCACAGAACAGUCUGAGAGACACAGAUCAGAGCAAAAAGAGUCAGUUGAAGAAAAUUAUUUCCAAAGUGCAGAAUGUUCCUGUAAAACCAGCGUGUCAGAAUGGAUCAGCUAAUGCCAGUGAGGCAGAGGGUGUCAGCCCUUCUGUCACACCCUUAACUCCUAAGGCUGUGAGAAAGCAGCAGAAAGCAGGGGCUGUCCUGAUGAACAGGGAUACCCUUUUGCAGCAAACUGACCUGAAAUCCAACAAGGAGGGAUUGCUGGGGACCCUGUCAGAAGAUGCAGACUAUAGAAAGGUCAAAUUGAAGACAAAGACAAAGCUGGUUGGUUUGGAAGGGAUGAAAGUCUCCAGCCAGAAAGCAGCAAUCUUGAAAAAGAAGAGAAAAGUAAAAGAGGUGUUGAACUCUGUCGAAGCAAAUGGAGUUCUGGAGACUGCCUGCAAGAAAAGCAGGAAGGGGGAAAGCAGUGCUGCUCUGUCAUCAUUAAAGAAAAAGAAAGCAAAACCGGGAAGUGAUUUUGUAAAAUUUGAAAAAUCAACUUUACCAAAGCCAGGAAUUGAUUUUGUAAAAUUUGAAAAAUCAACUUUACCAAAGCCAGUGUUCUUCAGGAAAGCCAGAAGCACCAUCUCUUCUACCAGGGCCCCGUCCAUGCAGAUGAACAAGCUGCAGUCAUCCAGCUCCAAGAAAGUCACGUUUGGCUUGAAUAAAAACAUGACUGCUGAGUUUAAAAAGACUGACAAAAGUAUACUGGUGAGCCCAGAAGGACCCUCCCGUGUGGCUUUCAAUCCUGAACAGAAACCCCGUCAUGGGGUGCUGAAGUCACCCACAGGUACCCCAGCAGGAGAGCCUCAAAUGAAGAAACCAUUUACUGUAUCAGCUAAGAAGAGACCAACUGCUAUGGACUUCUUUUAAACCAAUAGAUGUGGCCUACUUUUGUACAGGACAUUUUGCUAACCUAGAAUGUUCUCCGGAGGUAUUUGGAACUUCUUUAUUUUUUUAAGUUAAUACAAAUUGUAUAUACAAAAUUCUGAUUGUGACCCAGGACGUUGCUAUUUUGACACCACUUCAGCUGUAUCUUGAAAUACUUAUUUUGUGUAUUUACAGAAAAGAAACAAAAUCUGAUCUCUGCUCAGGUUUGGUCUACAAAAAGUAUGGUUUCUGCCUGUGUCAUUCCCAAGAGACUUGUUCAUUUAAUUAAGGAAUGUUCGGGGUUUGAUUGUUGCGGUGAUUUUUUUAUUUUUUGAGCCAGUUUAUGAAAACUUAUACUUCAUGUUAUUCAACUGUGUUUCACUGGACAGGGCUUAAAAUGAAAAAAGUCUGUCAAUUUUAAACCUACUAGUUGUUCUUGUAUUUUAAAGUUUUACCCCAUCAUUUUUCCUCUGUCACCCUUGACAUGCUGUUAAUUCUUCUGGAAAUAAUGAUUACCUCAUGUCUCUGAUACCAGCUGGACUUGGAUAGCUGUACAGUUAAAACGCAAGCUUUCCCUGGGAUAAAAAAUGCCCAGCUGCUCAAGUGGUCACUGUUGCAAAUAAACCUUCACAGCUGGUUGCCUGCUGAGUUGGCAACAGUCACCACAUUAUUUUCAGUAACGCAAGCUGACUUACUCUUGUCAUAUUGUAAAUUGGCUUCUCUUUACUGUAACUGAAAUAAUGCAGGUAUUCCCCCAGCCCUCACUGUUGUCUUUCCUGAAGGUCUGACAAGACUCCUAGUUUUCUUCUUUAGCAGCUGGUGUCACCACAUUCUACCAGAACUCAGAUCUCAUUCAGUGAAUGAACCUCUAAUUGUACUGAAGCGAGCUAGGUCGGCAUAGCACGUCUUUGGUUCAGACAUACCUCUCUGGCAGCUUUGGUGCCUCAGUACACAGUAAAACUUAACAACCCAGACAUCUUGGUUUUGGUUUUGAUGUAGAACCAGAAGAAUUCCUUCUGCAGCAUUUCUUUGCGUUGUUUUUAUUUGGAUAUCUUAUUACUACUGUGCACGGGUUUUUUGCUUUGCUGCUUUGGUAAAGAAUGAGGUGGAUUUCUGUGAGAGACCAAUAAUGUAUCCUGAGGGGGAACUGUGAGGAAGGGGAGAGCAAAUGAAAAUAAAAAAAUUUUUAAUACAGUUGGAAUCUUUCUUUGGAAGCGUUGCUUAUGCCAAUGAGGCAAAGGCUUUGCAGCGCAUGUCUGUGUUAGAGCUCAGCUUCAAACCACAACCUGGUGCCAGGGCAAAGCUGUUCAUGAAGCUUCCCACCAGUUGCUUUCUGUUAGAGAGAGGGUAGGCCUGCUAUUAUGGUAACUGCUAAACAUUUAGUGACUUCAGGCAGCAAAAUUAAAUUUUGUGAUGUAAUACAUUUGCAUAUUUCAGUGGUACUUUUUACCAUUCUUUGAUGCUGACUGUCCUCUGCCAGUUACCCUCCAUAAGUAUUGAAACUGCUCUUUCAUAGCUCAUGUAGAAUUUCUUCAGAACACUUGUGUAGUUGCAGAUUACUGGGUGGUCUCAGUUGCUCAGUUCUAAUCCGUGCCAGUUCUUGCACUCAGUUUGUGACAGGCCGUGGUUUAUGGUACUGCCAUCGAAGUGUUGAAGUCAUUUUGCUCUUCUUUCUUCUGAUUUAAAGUGAAGGACUGAAUUUCACUUGGUUUUGGUUUAGUUUGUAUAGGUUUUACUGGUCAGUAAGAACUCUGAAAAAUACAUCUGAUAAAAUUAAUAAUACUUGCUGUUUGAGCAGUUAUUGUUCAUUUAUUUUUUUUUUAAUCUCAUUGUAUAUUACCAUAAUGCGUUUUCUUACAAGGCAACGGUAAGUAGGAUUUAAGAAAGACUCUUCGAUAUGUUGUACUGUUUAUCUUGUACUGUGGGUGAGAAGUCUCUUGUGGAAUAUGCACAAAAGCAUUUGUAUGUGCAUGGUUGUUAACGCAUUAGGUUGAAGAUGCCAUGUUCUUCUAAGGAUAUAGAUGCAAACAAUCAGUAGGUGGAUCUGAUGUGCACCAAAAAGUCCAGAACGAGGACACAUAUGGGUUUGGGUUUGGUUUUAUUACUUAUAACCUAUUACAGCAAUGUAUUGAAAUGUUUGUCUGUAUCUUUUUAUAUUGGUUGUGGAUCUGCUGAACCUGUUGCUUGUCCAAGUAUUUUGUUGCCCCCAGUGCUAAAUGGAGAGGGCAGAAAUGGCAGCCGGUUUAUCUAAAAUUUUAGUGAUGUGAUUGCUUGUUGGGAUUCACGCAUAAUCCAUCUGUGCCAUGAAAUUGGUGGAACGUUUUGUAAAUAUACAUAUGUAGGGUGUAUUGUCUUCAGUGGUGUCUCGAAUUUCAUCAGGACAACUUUACAAACAAAAACCAAGCACUGUCAAUGCAGUUUUAUCAGUAUUGUUGGGUUAAAUUGAAUAUAUUACCUGAAGUAUUUGGAUGGUAACAAUUCCAAUAAAUGUUGAAGACAAACAAAAUAAGUAAAUGUAACAUCUGCAAUAUCCACUGUACAGACACAAUAGUACUGUAAGGAGAGAUGUAUUGAUAGGAAAAGAGAAAAGAAAAACAGAUCUGACCUGUUUGAUAUCAUGUUGUUUUUUUCAUCACGUUAUUCCAACUCUGCAGCUGCCAGUCAUUCUCUAAUUCAAAGUAAGUUAAUGUGGCAUACCUUUUAAAGGACAGUAUUUUGUAAUUAUUGUCUCUACAUUUUUGUUAGGAAUCUGAUCAACUUUGUACUUCUCACACUCCAAUACUUUAUAAUUCUUUAUAGCUUCAAGAGAACUCAAAAGCACAAAACAAAUUUAGCAAGGCAAAAAGUUAAAAUUAUAUUUAAAUUAUUGGGUAUGCAAGAUCUUUUCUAGUCUGUCAAAGCUAUGUGACUUGGAAACCAUCAAAUGCCCUUUCUGUCAUUUAUUUCCUGUGCUUAGACUUAAUUAUAAGCAGAAAAAAUAUUCCAUGUGUAAUUCUCUUUACAUUGGCAACAGCAUUGUCAGUACGAUUACAGUGUCUAAGCAUUACAUCCUUUAGUUUAGUCCAAUAAACCAUCCUUUUUUGUGGA
Columba livia (rock pigeon) is the source of this 5623-nucleotide messenger RNA. It is a transcript of the gene RRP1B, whose product is annotated as ribosomal RNA processing 1B. Gene Ontology annotation, biological process: rRNA processing. The transcript is spliced from 16 exons. The record is from RefSeq and is a predicted model, not a curated record. NCBI's taxonomy places the organism in Eukaryota, Metazoa, Chordata, Aves, Columbiformes, Columbidae. Gene Ontology annotation, cellular component: nucleus; preribosome, small subunit precursor. The coding region runs from base 233 to 2539 and encodes 768 amino acids.